Rubroshorea leprosula is the source of this 1721-nucleotide messenger RNA. NCBI's taxonomy places the organism in Eukaryota, Viridiplantae, Streptophyta, Magnoliopsida, Malvales, Dipterocarpaceae. The record is from the annotation of a GenBank genome assembly.
AUGUAUACCUGAAGAACAAGAAAAGGAGAAACUCUCAUUGCAAUUUGUAAAAAUGGCUCCAACUGGGGUUGCUCUCUGUCCAACUUCAUUGUUUGUAUCUUCAACUUUGCAUAGAAGAAGAUACUUGCAUACCCAUCGGCCCAUUUCCAAGUUUUGUGUGACUGCCAGUUGCAACGGCAGCAGAGAGCUGAUGGCAGAACCAGAAGUUUCUACGACUGAAAGAGCAAACUUUGGGUUCAAGAACCUAACAGAAACUUUCUGGGUUGAUGUUCAUAGAGCAGAAGGGAGGCCUUUGAGAGUUAGACUCACUGCACCCUUGACAAUCUCAUCUUUAAGGUUUGAAGAGGUUGAGAAUGUCGCAAUCAGGUUUGAGCUGAGUAAUGGGUGUGUCGGUUGGGGGGAGGUUCCAAUGCUGCCCUUGGUUACAGGGAAUCAGGGCAUGGCUCUUGUCAAAGUGAAGGAGGCAUGUGAGUUUCUGAGCAGAAGUCCACCUAUGACUAUGAAUUUGGUCCUUGACGAGAUUGCUGGGAUUCUUCCUGGUGCUGAAUUUUCUUCUGUUAGGGCUGGAGUUGAAAUGGCACUGAUUGAUGCAGUUGCAAAUAGCAUUGAUGUCCCACUAUGGAGAUUAUUUGGUGGUGUGUCAAAUACCUUAUCCACUGCUGUUACAAUUCCCAAUACUUCCUCUGCCAAGGCUUCUGAAUUGGCUUCAAAGUUCCAGAAACUAGGAUUUAUGAUAUUCAAGCUUAAUGUGGGAAAGAACCUAAGUGCAGAUAUUGAUGUUCUUCAAGCCAUUCAGGCGGCUCACCCUCAAUGUUCCUUUAUUUUGGAUGCAAAUGAGGGAUACCAUUCAGAAGGAGCUAUAGAAGUUCUUCAAAAGCUAAAUGAUAUGGGAGUUGCCCCCAUCCUCUUUGAACAACCAGUUCGCAGAGAUGACUGGAGAGGUCUUGGUGAAGUCAGUGCCGUUGCUAGAACGAAAUACGGGAUAUCUGUUGCUGCAGAUGAAAGUUGUCAGAGUUUGGUUGACAUUCAAAGAGUCAUAGAGGAAAAUCUAGCAGAUGUCAUCAACAUUAAAUUAGCUAAAUCUGGGAUCCUCAAGACACUUAAAAUAGUAGAGAUGGUUAGAAAUUCAGGACUGAACCUCAUGAUAGACGGCACGGUAGAGACUAGACUUGGCACUGGUGUUGCUGGUCAUCUAGCAGCCGGCCUUGGUUGCUUCAAAUAUGUUAAUCUCAGCAUCCCCAUGUUGCUGUCAGAGGAUCCAGUUGUGGGAGGUUAUGAAGUUUCUGGAUCCGGUUACAAGUUUGUUAAUAGCCGAGGGCAAGGAGGUUUUCUCAAAUGGGAUUUUAUCUCUUGGUGAGCUUCCCUUUUAACUUUAAUUCCAUUUCCCCUUAGUUUAGCUUCAACUAGGACUGUAUAAAGUGAGUCUUGAAUAUUAUUCUGCAGAAGCAGAGUUGGUGUGUAUCAGCAUCAGUGCAUUCAAUUACACUGAAGGUGUCAAUUGCCCUGUACUUGGUCCAGAAGUGAGGUUAUAAUUGUAAAAGACAAAGUCAACUUUUGCUCUACUCUACGGAUACAAUUUUUUUUUUUUUAUUUGCAUUAAUGAAGAAUGUUCGUAUCUUUCUGAAAAAUUCUACUCGUUGAUUAUAGGUUAAACUCUCAUUAUCCUUCAACUAUUGUAUCGGCUCUUAAAUUAGUUUUUAAAUUAAAACAAUUAUUGAUGU